AUGCUAUACGAGCUCGAGCCAUCCCGGGAGGUGACGGGAGGGGCGUGGUACACCGACGCUGAAUUCGACGCCGAGUUCAUUUCGGCUUUAAGGCAGCUGUGCCUGACACACAUCGUCAAGCUGGGGGCGGUGGAGGCCGGAGGCGAUACGCUCGAAGGGGUGGUGGAGGCCGUGAGGAGGGCUGGCAGUGGGGGCAGGGAGGACCUGAGAAUGGAAGACUUUAGACAGGUCAUCAGCACUCUUGUCUUUGAUCGAGAGUUGGACGUCUUCAUCAGCACUGGCUCUGGCAAGGACUCCCGCUUCCCCGUGGGAGCAGAGGUGUACCGGCCAUCGAGGUCUCGAGCUCCAGAAUCAUCCGCAUUCACCAACAUACCCUGCGGCGUCUGCCCUGUUAUCAACGAGUGCUCGGAUGGAGGCAUAAUUUCUCCUCAGACGUGCGUCUACUUUCAACAGUACCUCAACUUCUAG
Closterium sp. NIES-65 is the source of this 468-nucleotide messenger RNA. Lineage: Eukaryota; Viridiplantae; Streptophyta; Zygnematophyceae; Desmidiales; Closteriaceae. The record is from the annotation of a GenBank genome assembly.